Molecule: messenger RNA, 3391 nt
Organism: Plodia interpunctella (Indianmeal moth)
Lineage: Eukaryota; Metazoa; Arthropoda; Insecta; Lepidoptera; Pyralidae
Gene: CalpC
Product: Calpain C
Exons: 15
Coding region: 159-2084 (641 amino acids)
Biological process (GO): proteolysis
Cellular component (GO): cytoplasm
Molecular function (GO): calcium-dependent cysteine-type endopeptidase activity; calcium ion binding
Source: RefSeq, a predicted model, not a curated record
CUUAAACACAGGAAGCGGCCUCAGAGAAGAGUGGGGAUGGAUCUCAAGGUGGGGGCCCGGCCGCCAGUCCCUGCGCGGCGCUCUCCGUCUGCGCAAGAGCAUACUUUUUCUUUCGUGAAUUUCUUUUUAUUUAUCCUGCAUGUAACUCCAAAGCAAGGAUGACGACGGAUUACGAGAAAAUAAAGGCGACGUGUCUCGCCAAGGGUGAGCUGUGGGAGGACCCGGACUUUCCGGCAGUGCAGAGCUCCGUGUUCUACUACCAGCGGCCGCCCUUCCACUUCUACUGGAAGAGACCAAAGGAAAUCUACCCGAAUUCGACGUUCAUGUCGGACAGCGACACUUUCGACGUGGUCACAGGGAAACUGGGAGACAGGUGGCUGGUGUCUUGCCUUGGAGUGCUCUUCCUCAGCAAAGGGCUAUUCCACAAAGUCGUCCCCACCGACCAGCGCAUGGACAAGGAAUACGCGGGGAUAUUCAGAUUCCGCAUAUGGUGGUGUGGCCAGUGGACCGAGGUGCUGGUGGACGACCGGCUACCCACCGUGGACGAGAGGCUGGCCUUCCUGCACUCCUCCCAGACUGCACAGAUGUGGCCUGCGUUGCUCGAGAAGGCUUACGCUAAACUGCACGGCUCUUACGAGGCCCUGAAGUAUGGGAACCUGCUGGACGGGCUCGCAGACCUGACGGGAGGUAUCACAGAGGCGAUAGCGGAGGCGGUGGACGUCGCCACACUGAGCAACCUCCUCAGACACAGCAGCCUAGUCACUGCCUACUACUGCCCCGGCUCUUCUGAAGACGUAAUAGUGGGACUUCAAGCCGAAAUGAAUUACAGAGUUUACAGAAUAGAAAAGGUUCACACGUCAGAUGGCUCCAUGUAUCUGGUGCUUCUGAAAAGGCCCUUGGUACCCGGCGGCCGACAUAUUGGUACUACGAUGGACAACGCCACAUGGAAGUCAAUAUCCCCUUACGAAAGAGAGCGUCUCAUCGCCGACAGCCGAGGGACCUGGAUGCCUUACAUCGAGUUCCAACGCGUGUUCAGCAGACUGGAGGUCGUACACCUGGACCCGGAGACCAGCAAGCUGGAGACAGUCGACAAGGAAUCCUGGCACGUUCGAAUGUACCAGGGCAGCUGGCGGAGGGGCGUCAGCGCGGGGGGGUGCAGAAAUAAUGCUAACUUCUUCCACAUCAACCCGCAAAUCCAGUUGAUCCUGCACGAGCCGGGCUCUGUGCUCGUCUCCCUCAAUCAGCACAGCAUCAUGGAGCCCAAAGUCAUCGGUUUCAGCAUCUACAAGAUGCCAGCCUUCCUCCGAGAGACGGCCACGCAAACCUUCUUCAAAGGCACCAAAAGCACCAUCAAUAGCCAAUAUACGAAUAGUCGACAAGUCAGCCACAGAUGCGAAUUAGAAGCCGGAGCCUACUUGGUUGUCCCUACGACCUUCGAGCCGAGGGAAGAAGCAGACUUUUCUCUGAGAGUUUUCUCAUCGAACUGCAUAAUAGACAUGAUGGUGUUAGAUUGCACGCCCCAGAUUCUGAAGACAGCUUUAAAGAAAGCGCCUCCAGGGCUGGAAGCGACAAGUUUUGCGCAGUAUGAGUCGGUGUUCCUGCAGUUGGCGGAUGAGCACAGAACCAUCAAUGCGUUUGAGCUGCAGGAACUGUUGGACGCAUGCCUGCCCAAUGAUUACAUCAAGAGCUGCGCUUCUUUGGACACUUGCAGACAAAUUGUGCUGUCUUUGGAUCAAACCGGAUCUGGCCGCAUCACUCUCGCCAACUUCAAAGACUUGAUGUGCAGCCUCAAAUAUUGGCAAAUGAUAUUCAAGAAUCACGCCAGGGAGAAGAUGGGCGUGCUUCGAGCGGAGAGGCUGCGGGACGCGCUUCGUGAGGUGGGCUUCGUGGUACCGGAGCAGGUGCUGGCGUUGCUGGUGCUACGCUUCAUGAGGAAAGACGGCAUGCUGCGAUUUGGUGACUUCGUCUCCGCUGUCAUGCAUCUACACCGCGCCUUCAGUAUAUUCUACGCAAAAGAUGGGGCUUACGAUGGCAUCAUAAAUUUAAGUUUCACUGAGUGGCUGAAAUACGCUUUCAUGUGUUAGCGAAACCGCUGAUUGGCUGGACCAUGGAACAGAACAAAUUGUCUGUGAUUAUUCAAAUGGUGCAAUAGGUAUAUGCGUGGGAAAAGAGAUACGGUGACUAGUGACCAGUGUUUCAGUUUUAAGAGUGAACCAACAUUAAGUACAGUCGACAAAUCAACCUAUAACCACUGUAAAUUCGCCGUUAUUACCGUCGCAUAGCGUUCCAUGCGAGAUAAUAUUGCGGUUGCAUAGAUGGGUUUGCCCAUGUUGCCGGUGUUUUCCCAAUUUAUUCCAAAAAGUAAAACCCGGCGCAAACCCAUUUAUAAGUUAACCACGUGUAAUAUGAAUUCAUUCUAGUGAACGUUCUCGCGCGAGUGUCGGGAGUCUAACCGUACAAUCACCAGCACAUCAACAUCACGUUAUGCAAAAUCAUUACAAAUUCGCUCGCCGCUAUUGUAAAUUAGCGAAAUUCGACUGUAGGUAGACUGUUUACAGUCGAUUUUUUAACACCUCCAUGGACUGAUAGGUGCGCGUUUUUGGGGGCGAAAUCAAAGGCUGUUUUGGGUGUUUAGGGCGAAAUCAGACUUUUGGAAAAUACAGAUACAGUAUCACGUUUCAUUUUGUGACAACCUUGUUUGCCAGCAAGAACUACCUAAAUGAAUCUUAUUAAACUGUGCCAGAACGUUCGCUAAAAAGAUCGCUGUUCGAAAUUAUAUGCGAGUACUCGAAGUAUGCUCGAAUCUUUUAGCUGCUUAAGUUUUGACAUAGAGUAAACUGAAAAUGCUCUUGUAUAAGACCGUGUAAUAUAUAAAUACUCAAAGCAUUUCGUUAGUAUAAGCCACGAUCUCAAAUAAUUUCAACAUAGCUUAAGCAUUUGUUUUAAAUUAUAAUCUUUCCACCGAAUUAUCUAAUUGUUUAACAAAAUCACAAUCAAAUUUGUUUGUAAACUCUUGUUUCAUCACAUUUUAUAGUAGUACAUACAAUAAUUUAUAUAUUUACCAUAAUCCGAAGUAUAUAUAGCAUUAAGUUAAUAAUGACAACAUAAUAAAUUUUAAUUAUAUUUUUUAAAUUUUCAUUUAAUGUAGAAUUUGUUCUAAUUAAUACAUCGGAAUUCCAUUAAACUUCUGUAAAUACGCUGUUACAUUAUUUAGAAAUACAUUUAUAUUGUAUAUAGUUAUAUAUCUGUUUUAUCCAUAACAUGAUAAAAAUUAUUAAUGUUCAAAAUUAUAUGUUGAUAUUCCUGUGUGUUUUGUACAUAACUUAAUGUGACAUUGCAUAAUAUUUUAAUGAAACAAUUAUUUUAUAUAUUAAAAGUUUUAUUUCUGUCA